This is a messenger RNA of Microsporum canis CBS 113480, 2382 nucleotides long. Its product is annotated as pre-mRNA splicing factor cef-1. Gene Ontology annotation, cellular component: spliceosomal complex; Prp19 complex. NCBI's taxonomy places the organism in Eukaryota, Fungi, Ascomycota, Eurotiomycetes, Onygenales, Arthrodermataceae. Gene Ontology annotation, biological process: mRNA splicing, via spliceosome. The record is from RefSeq and is a predicted model, not a curated record. Bases 1 to 2382 code for a protein of 793 amino acids. The transcript is spliced from 3 exons.
AUGCCGGUCGUUAAAGGUGGCGUUUGGACAAAUAUCGAGGACGAAAUCGUUAAAGUUGCGGUCUCCAAGUAUGGUCUCAACCAGUGGGCUCGAGUAUCUUCCCUCCUUGCGCGCAAAACACCGAAACAAUGCAAAGCCAGAUGGUCAGAAUGGCUAGACCCAGCUAUCCGAAAGAUAGAAUGGUCCAAGGAGGAGGAUGAAAAACUGCUUCAUUUGGCUAAAUUAAUGCCAACACAAUGGCGAACUAUUGCGCCUAUUGUUGGACGAACUGCUACACAGUGCUUGGAAAGGUAUCAAAAACUGUUAGAUGAAGCUGAAGCAAGGGAGUCUGAUGAGCUUGGCCUUGGCGGACCUGCAGGCGGCGAAGCUGCUGCUCCCAGUGCGGACGAUGUCAGGAGGUUACGCCCAGGAGAGCUUGACCCCGAUCCAGAAUCCAAACCUGCGCGGCCUGAUACCAUCGAUCUUGAUGAAGAUGAAAAGGAAAUGCUUAGCGAGGCACGGGCGCGUCUUGCCAACACCCAAGGUAAGAAAGCGAAGCGCAAAGCAAGAGAACGCCAGCUCGAGGAAUCUCGUCGACUCGCAGUCUUACAAAAACGAAGAGAGCUCAAAAAUGCGGGUAUCAACAUUAAAGUCGUUACCCGUAAGCCCGGCCAAAUGGACUAUAAUGCGGAUAUACCGUUUGAAAAGGCACCGGCACCUGGUUUUUACGAUACGCUUGAUGAGCAAGCGAAAAAUGAACGCCAGCGUGCAAACUUUGAUCCCCGCAAACUUCAGCUUGCAAGCAAACGGAAGGGGGACCAAGAAGAAGACGAGGACAGGAAACGAAGGAAGAAUGAAAAGAAUGAUCCAUCUUCAGCCUUCGCGGCUGCUGCCAAAGCGGGCCAGAUGCAACGAAUUCGUGAAGCAGAACAAAGUAGCAAACGACGCGCACUAGUUCUUCCAAGCCCACAGGUCGGAGAAACUGAAUUGGAAGAAAUUGUCAAAAUGGGGAUGGCCGGACAACGUGCAAGUCAAAUGGCGGGCGAAGAUGGGAAUGAUGGAACUCGAGGGCUUGUCGGCAAUUAUUCUAAUAUUAUUGGGAACACACCCAUCCGAACGCCUAGAGCACUACCCGAAGAAGACAGGAUCGCGAACGAAAUCCGAAAUAUAAGGGCAUUAACAGAAACCCAGUCGUCUCUCCUAGGCGGCGAGAACACCCCUCUUCAGGAAGGCGGCUCGACCGGUUUUGAGGGUAUAGCACCUCGACAACACCAGAUGGUCACCCCUAACCCUAUGGCGACGCCAUUCCGACAGGGAAUGGGCAAUGCUGCCAGCGCCACUCCCAUGCGUGGACCUGGCGCGACACCGUUACGAACACCCAGAGAUUCUUUAAUGAUCAACCAAGAAACUGGUGAUCCCUAUCAGCUCGUAGGCAGUACGCCUAAGGAAAUCAAAAUGCGCGAAAGUUUCGCAAGAAGAAAUCUAAGAGCUCAGUUGUCUAGCUUACCCAAACCUAAAGAAACAGAAUGGGAACUAGAGGAAAUGCCUUCGGAAAAGCCCGUGCCUGAAUCUUCUAAUGGAGUCUCGGAAGAGGAUGCCUCUGAGCGCGACAUGAGAAGCAGGCUCGCAGCAGAAAUGGCAGCGGAGAUAGAGUUUAAACGACAAACGCGGGUGUAUCAAAAAAGCCUACCUCGCCCAAUCUUAAUCAAUGUCGGGGCCCUGAUGGAGGACGCUGAUAAAAAUGAUGAUCCUGCUCGCCGGCUUGUCUCGCGUGAAAUGGCCAGACUUAUUGCUAACGAUGCUCGAAAGUUUCCCUUACCAGAGUCUAAACUUGAAGGAAAAGUACCGAAGCUAGACAUGCUAGACGACGAUCUCCUAUCGAAAGCAAGAGAAGAGAUCAUAGCAGAAGCCGGGAAACUGGAAGUGCAGCAAUGGAACGAUGAUUUCAGCUCGUCAUGGUCUGCUAUCCACGAGUCCACCUCUGCUUUGCCUGGGCUUUCUCUCUACGACGACGAAGAGGACGGUGAAGGCCGGUUCCAACAACGGAAAACCGAAAUGGCUCAUGCUUUUGACAAGGUUCAAGCCAGCUUGUUGCAAGCUGCUGAACAAGGUAAUAAGCUGGAGAAGAAGGUUGCGUUGCACUUCGGAGGAUAUCAGGCUCGGGCAAAGACGCUACGAAACAAGAUAAUACAAGCUGAUGAAGCUCUUAACAAAGCGACCAUUGCCCUGGAUUCAUUCCGUACCUUGCAAAUUGCAGAAGACGCAGCUAUUAGCUUGCGGCUUGAAAAUAUUCGAGAUGAGGUGACCUUCGUGACUAGACGAGAACGCGAGGCACAGGAACUAUACAGGGCCAGGAAGGACGAACUCGAAUCUCUUACUAGUGGGAUGAAUGGAUGGCAUUAA